Dendrobium catenatum is the source of this 3341-nucleotide messenger RNA. RefSeq names its product pentatricopeptide repeat-containing protein At3g18020. Gene Ontology annotation, molecular function: protein binding. Lineage: Eukaryota; Viridiplantae; Streptophyta; Magnoliopsida; Asparagales; Orchidaceae. The record is from RefSeq and is a predicted model, not a curated record. The transcript is spliced from 3 exons. The coding region runs from base 34 to 2394 and encodes 786 amino acids.
UCCGGUGACCGGAGCUAAUAAUUUGCCAAAAUCAUGCGACCGUCGCCGUCCCACACUACCCACGAUCGAAUUAUCCCACGCCUUCGCAGCCUAACCACCGCGGCCGCCGCCUCCGCCUCCGCAUCGCUCCAGUCUCUUCAUUCGUCCUCCCUUUUCUGCAACAGCGAAGUCAAAGAGCAACAAGAUGAAGACCCGGACACUAAAUCCCAGAACAUAGCUAACCGAUCCUACUGGACGAGAAAGAUACACUCUCUCUCCUCAAGCCCAGGCCAGAUCGACGCCGCUCUCCGCCUCAUCGACCGUCUGCGCCUACGUGGCUUCCGUCCCGACUCCAUCAAUCUCUCCAGCAUCAUCCAUGGCCUCUGCGCCGCUGGCCGCUCCGACGAGGCUCACCGCCGCCUUCUCUUCUCUUUCACAUCCGGCAUUGUUCCGGACGACCGCACUGCCAACGUUCUUCUCGCUCGUCUCCUUGACGCCUCCACACCUCGCCUCACCCUCUCCGUCCUCCGUCAUUUGCUUCUCGCUAAGCCGGCCUUUGUUCCUUCUCUCACUAACUACAACCGCCUCAUUGACCAGUGUUGUUCUCUUUUAGAUCCCUUCGAAGCUUAUAAUCUCGUCCGUGACAUGAUCGUUCGCGGACGCUACCCGAAUGCGGUGACAUACACUGCCCUUAUUGAUGGGUUUGGCCGGUUUGGUCUAUUGGAUGAUGCACGACGAAUGUUUGAUGAAAUGUUGCAGAGAAAUAUUAAGCCGAAUUCACUUACUUAUAGUGUUUUCAUAAGGUGGUUGAUGAGAAAGAAAAGUGUGCAGGAAGGAAAGGAAAUGAUGGGGAGGCUUUGGAUAACAAUGCAACAAGAGGAAGACAGAGCAGUCAACAGCGCUGCUUUUGCAAAUCUUAUUGAUUCCUUGUGCGUUGAAGGGUUUUUCCAUGAGGUUUUCAGGAUAGCAGAGGAGAUGCCACAGGGGAAGUGGGUUUGUGAGAAAUUUGCUUAUGGCCAAAUGGUAGAUUCCUUGUGCAAGGCUGGACGGCAUCAUGGUGCAUCAAGGAUUAUUUACAUAAUGAGAAAGAGGGGUUUUAUUCCAAGUUUGGUUUCGUAUAACAGUAUUGUUCAUGGCUUGAGCAAGGAAAGAGGUUGCAUGAGAGCUUACCAGCUGUUCAGAGAAGGGAUUGAGUUUGGGUAUUCACCUCCAGAGGCAACUUAUAAAGUGCUUGUUGAGGCUCUAUGCAAGGAGAAAGAUCUCUACAAGGCUAAGGAUGUCACAGAAUUUAUGAUAGAGAUAGAAGGGGUUGACAAAAUUCGAAUCUACAAUAUAUUUCUAAGUGCACUUCGACUCACAGACAAUCCAAGUGAGCAGCUGAAUAUGCUGGUAUUGAUGCUUCAAAAGCAAUGCCAUCCUGAUGCUGUUACGCUUAACACAAUUGUCCAUGGUUUCUGCAAGAUUGGCAGGGUUAAUGAAGCUUUGAAGAUCUUGGAAGAUAUGAUGGAGGGAAAGUUCUGCUCUCCUGAUGUUGUGACCUUCACUACUGCUAUUUAUGGUCUAAUUGAUGUUGGUAGGUUUGAAGAAGCCUUAUACUUUAUGCACAAAGUAAUGGCUGAGCACAAUUGUGCUCCUAAUAUAGUGACGUACAAUGCAGUUCUGCGUGGAUUAUUUAAACUUGGGAAGGUGGAUAAAUCAAUGGAGAUUUUCCAUGAAAUGGUGGGCAAGGGGGUACAUGCUGAUUGUGUGACUCAUACAAUAAUUAUUGAAGGACUUUGUGAAGCUGGUCAGUUUGAUCAAGCGAAGAAGUUUUGGGAUGAAAUUGUGUGGCCUUCGAAUAUUCAUGAUGACUAUGUUUAUGCUGCGAUAAUGAGAGGCUUGUGCAGUUUAGGGAAGCUGGAUGUAGCUUGUGAUUUCUUGUAUGAAUUGGUGGAUUGUGGGGUUUCUCCAGGGAUUGUGAAUUAUAAUAUUUUGAUUGAUAGUGCUUGCAAGCAGGGUAUGAAGAAGCAAGCUUAUCAGAUUGUGGGUGAGAUGAGGAAAAACGGAUUGAAACUUGAUUCAGUAUCUUGGAGGAUUUUAAACAAGUUGCAUGAGAGGGAAAGCACAAAUCUUCCUGAUGCCAGUCUAGAAGUGAAUGGAACCAGAGAGAAAGUAUCAUCAAUGUCAGAGGGGCUUCAAAUUGAUGAAAAGAAUGAAUGCAUUGAGAAGAAUGAUGGGGAGCUUGGCGACCAAUUAGAAGGUCUCGUAGAUCAUUCCUUUACUUCUAAAUUCAUUCAAGAUGAUGAGUUUAAUGAAGGUUGCUCUCCUCCAGUGAAAAUUUGUCGGCAUGGUUCCAUCAAUGUGAUUAAGGUGAUAGAAAAAAGGCAAAAAGAACCAUUAUCAAAGCUCGCUAGGAGGGUAUUUGGACUACUAUAAAAUGAACAGUCUACAAAUUGAGAAGUUUGAAUUACCCAGGUUCUAAAAAAUGGGAGAAAAUGCUUCAAGAUGGGAGGGAGCAUUUUCUAUUAUUCGUGGCAAAUUAAGCAGAAUAAGAAAGAAAAUAAAAAUGUCUUGAAAUAAUGCUACUGCUGUGGAAACCUUCUGCGAACAUUCAAACAUCAUGCAACUAAUUGAGAACCUCUGCCACGAAUAUCGAGACAGAAAAAUUGAUUUGCUGGUAGAAACGUUUGCAUUUGUGUUCCCAUGGAUGGAGAUUUGAAACGAGUAACCUUGGGGAAGCUCUGGUUGCAGGUAAUCAGUACUCUAGUUUUUUUUUUUUUUUUUCUAAUUUAUAAUGAAAUGAAAAAUAAUUGUUAUGCCUUUUUGGUCUUUAUUUUUCUCUUUUUCUAUAUUGUUAAUUUACAGUUUUUGUGAUGGUGAUGUUUAAGGUUCUGAAAAUAGCUAAAUCAUUAAAUGGAACUACUUUUUCUCUUCUGCUCUUUUUGAAUGUUUUGAGGUGAUAAUGAAUAUUAAAUUAUUGAAACUUUUAUUAUCGUUAGUCUGCUACCAUCUAUUUGCCAUCUUCUUGCAUGUUUUUAUCCUUUCUACUUUCUUCGCAUGGAAAACUAGACCUUCAGAUGAGAAGGAAAGUGCGGGCUUAAACCUUUUUGAUGUCGUGAUGUUCUUCUUCAGUAUGAUUUUGAUGUGGAUUGUGUUAGACCGCUCCGACAAGUCCAGCCAAUCCAUACGGAACCGGCUUAUGAAUGAAACAUGCAGAAGUUACGCUCCGAACUCACGCCCAGGCGUGCGUGAGCUGUUUAAGAAUGAUUUUUGAGGGAGUUAUUGGGGAAAUUUGAAUGUAGGGACUGUUUAGGGAUUUUCUUUUGAUUUGUAUGCUUUAAAUAGUUUGUUUUCCUAGGGUUAAGACAUCUUGAAUUUGGCUG